Molecule: messenger RNA, 4301 nt
Organism: Limulus polyphemus (Atlantic horseshoe crab)
Lineage: Eukaryota; Metazoa; Arthropoda; Merostomata; Xiphosura; Limulidae
Product: glycerate kinase-like
Exons: 4
Coding region: 2013-3611 (532 amino acids)
Biological process (GO): protein phosphorylation
Cellular component (GO): cytoplasm
Molecular function (GO): glycerate kinase activity
Source: RefSeq, a predicted model, not a curated record
UUAUAUCAAAAUCAUCCAUUCCUAUCAGUGCUCUAAAGUCAUCUAUUUUAUUUUUUAUACUUUUAGCAUUACCAUAGUAACAAUUAAGCCUGUUGUUAUAACUAAUCUGUACUCAUUUGUGGUUAUGUCAAUCUGAUUUCGGUGUUUAAUGUGCAAGGUCAUACUUAUUUAUAUCCUACACUUGUGCAAGUUUAACAAAACAUGUGCAUUGCAUGCUGAUAGGUGAAAAGAGUGAGUGUUAAUAUUAGUCAUCAGCAGGUAUUUAGUUAAACCAGUGCUGAUUUUAAUUUGACUUGAAAGGUUGACUGUUAGCCACAGCUGAAUAUUAUAUUAUGGUAUACUGGCAACAGGAUUACAUUUUCAUUUUUUUUUUAAGCAAAAGUGUUCUGGUGCCUUUUGAAUUGAAAAUAACAUAGAAUUCAGGUUCUGGUUCAGACCAGUAAAUUUUGGAUCAACAUAACAUUUGAGGGACAAAAAAAAGGCCUCUUGGAUCAUCAUGGCUGUUACAUUCAUUUCAGCAAAAUCCUAUCUGCUCAUAUUCAGUCUUAACUUCCAUAAUAUUUGUCAAUCUCUCUUGAACUCUCCCAGUCCCAUUUCAUUUAUUAUGUCUGAAGGAAAUAUAUUCCAAAAGCUAACCAUCCUCUUUAAAAAAUAAAAUUUCCUAAUUUGUAGAUUUCCAUCCUGCCAUAUCUUGUAUCUUUGUCCUAUAGUUCUAUCACUCUUAAUGAUGAAACAUGAAAAAAGAUGAUUCAUCAAUCCUGUCUAUUCCCUUGAUACUUUGAACACUUCGAUCAGAUCCCUCUCAAAACCUUUUUUCUCAAGUUAAAUUAAUCUUUAGGACCAUAACCUCUCCUUUUAUAGCACCCCCUCCCAUUGUAGGAAUAAUCCUAAUAGCCCUGCUUUGAACACUUUCCAACAACUCAAUAACUUUUUUUUUUAAAGUAAGAAGCCUAAGAUUGAACUCGAUACCCUAAAUGAGAACUGAGACCUAACCAUAGAUAACUACAAAGAAAUGAUAACCUCCUUUGACUUAUAUUCAAUAUUUGUAUAGAUACAAUCCAAAAUUCUGUUUGCUUUCCCAUAGGCAAUAGCAAACUGCCUGAAGGCUUAAUAGACUGAUUGACCAAGAUCCUUUCUUUUUCCAUAACACUAAUGAGUUGCUUUCCAUCAAGGUGAUAGUUAUAGUUUAAAGUAACCCACAUGCAUUGUCGUGAAUAUUAGCAUAAUUAAGUGCCACUUCUUUACAUAAUUUUCCAAGUGAUCCAGGUCUCUUCAUCAGUACUGCUAAUACACACACACACACACACACAGAUAUAUAUAUUUAUAUACACACGCACACACACAACCUUUUGUUUCCUUUUUUCUAACCAAUCCAUAGUCCAUUGAACUAACUUAUUCCCCACACUUAUAGAAAUUUUUGUUUUGCUAGUCUUUUAUGUGGCACUUUGUCAAAAGUCUUCCAAAAAUCAAGGUGCACCAAAUCCACACCCUUACCCUCAUCAACAUAAAGAAUAAAAUCUUUGAAGUAGGACAAAAGACUUGUGAUACAAGAUUUUUCCUGUUUCAAGACAUGUUAGCUGUCCAACAAAAUUGUAAACUUUUUUAGAUGGUUUUGUAAUAUUUCUUAUCAAUAGAUAAGUUUUUUAUGAACCAAUGCUUUCUCAUAGCCAAAUCAUGUAAGAAGCUAGCAUAAGACAUCACUAGUGUGAUAGUUGUAUAUCAUUCUGUUUUGCAGUUACUGAAAAAGUUAUUCACAACUUUUGAUCUGAUUACCAAGAUGCAAGUGAAAAAUAUUUUGUUAGUAUAUCUUUGAAUGUGCUUUAAUAAAGAAUCCCUUAAGAACCAAGUAAUAAGAUGUUCAAUAAUAUAUGCUUUCUACUUGGAAAUGAUACAUUUAAUGUUUCUCACUAAAGUAACUCAUUCUGUGCUUACAUUACCCUGUGAUAUUUGAAUAAGCUAUAACAUUGAUUUAAGUAAAUGAAUACCUGAAACUAACUAAGUAUUAUAUUUUCAUGUGUGCUGCUGAGGGGAAUUUCAAAAGGUGUGUCAAGCUGCUUCAUCAGAGACUUCAACUCAGCAAAAUCAGGACUUGCAGAAUGAUUUCUUCUCGCAUUGCAAGAGAAAAACCACAAGACAAGCUGCAAGAUAUGAAGAGUGAUGCAUUUAAAAUAUUUUUAGCAGGAGUGGAUGCUGUCAUGCCAAAAUCAUUUAUUACUAAAGCAUUGAAAGUGGAUAAUGAGAGACUUCUUGUUCAAGACUUUAGCUAUCAUAUAGCUAACAAUGUGUAUGUAGUUGGUUUUGGAAAAGCUGUUGCCGGAAUGGCUCGUGCAGUUGAAGACAUUAUCGGUCAUCAUCUGGUAGAAGGUGUUAUAAGUAUACCAGAAGGAACAACAGACAUAAUGAGUCAGAGUGGAAAAAGGGAUUUGCUGCCAGGUUCAGAUAGUAAAAUUUUAGUGCUGGAAGGUGCUAAGCAUAACCUGCCAGAUAAAAAUUCCAGUGUUGCUGCUGAUUGUAUAAUAAGUCUUGUCAAGAAGUUGAAAGCCACAGAUAUACUACUUGUUCUAAUAUCAGGGGGAGGAUCAGCACUUUUUCCUGCACCUGUUCCUCCUGUUACACUUGAUGAGAAAAUAGCUGUGAUAAAGCUACUCUCUACCAGAGGUGCUACAAUUCAGGAAAUGAACUCUGUACGUAAACAGCUAUCUGUCGUAAAAGGUGGAGGAUUGGCUGCAAUGGCAAAACCAGCUCAAGUUGUUUCGCUGAUUCUGUCUGAUAUUGUAGGAGAUCCAUUGGAUUUGAUUGCUAGUGGUCCAACAGUAAGGAACACAGAUGAUGCAUCAUAUCCAUUAGAAAUCUUAAAGAAAUACAAUAUUGAGAAUGAUGUACCACAAAGUGUAUUGUGUGUUUUAAAGAAGCCAAGAAAGGUUUAUGAAGAGAAAGAUCUUUAUCAUGUUCAGAAUUUUCUGAUUGGAACAAACAAACAAGCAUUGGAAGCAGCAAGAGCCACAGCAUUUCAGUGUAAUUAUCAUCCAUGUGUUCUGACAAUGUCCCUUCAGGGAGAGGCCAAAGUUGUUGGAUGGGCAAUGGCUUAUCUUGCUGUAAUGUGUCAAGAACUGAAUAAUCUCAAAAGAAUUGAAGAACCAGAAGUUGAGAAGUUGUGUACAGCUUUGUGUGUGAGUAAAUCAUCUUUAAUUGAACUUCUGACCACUCUAGAAACUCACAGAAAAGGAUUCUGUAUUAUAUGUGGAGGAGAAACCAUAGUCAAAGUAACUGGUCAAGGAAAGGGUGGACGUAACCAAGAAAUGGCUCUUGAGUAUUCUUUGCAGAAUUACUACCUAUCCAAUUCUCAGCUGUCAAGGUCAACAUCAGUGUUACUUAGUGCUGGUACUGAUGGGAUUGAUGGCCCUACAGAUGCAGCUGGGGCUUUUGGAUAUCAUGAAUUAAUCUUGAGGGCUUUAGAACAAGGUCUAGAUCCAGGCAAGUACCUAUCCAAUAAUGAUUCCUAUGGGUUCUAUUUGAAAUGUAAUGGAGGAAAUGAUCUUAUCAAGAUAGGGCAUACGGGAACAAAUGUAAUGGACAUUCAAGUGUUGCUUAUAAGAACAAUCCAAGACUAAAAUACUGAACACUCAAGAAAGCAUGAAGAUGUUAUUCCAAUUGGUAAAAAAAAAUGUAAUCAGGAAGACACUUCUUUUGGAAAUAGUACCAAAAGUUGCAUCCUAAUAGAGAAUUUAGUAACGAAUUUCAAAACUCAUCUAAUAUUUUUGUUGCAAAUGCUCGUGAAAAACAAUUUCUACAUGGUUAAGUAUGAGAUCUACAAAUAUGUUUAACCUUGAUAGAAAUCACAUACAUCAGUACAAAAAAACUUGUGUAUAUUAUCUUGUUUGCUCUGAUGAGAAUGGAAAAAUGUUAAAUAGAAAAACAGUACAAAAGCAUUGAAAUUUUUUGUAGUUUCAUUUUGUGUAUAUGUUUAUUAAGAAACAAGAAUUGUAUAGAAUUUCUCGUGUUAUAAAAUUGUAAAAGUUUACAGUCAUAGGUUUAGUUUUACUUUAGAACAAAAGUAGCUCAGAUUCAAAGAAAAUGCAGAGGAGAAGAAAGGAAAAAAUAAGAAAGACAAAGGUCCACAAUAUUUCAAAGUGGUAUGACAAGAAGACUAUCUUUUAACUACAAAAAAGGCCAACUAUUUUAUUUUUAUUUUGCUAUUAACAUACAAUGGCCAAUUAUCCACAAUAUGGUACUUUUAUGUAAGCCUAAUUACCUAUCCUAGAACUAGAACUACUCAAGAUAAUAAAAUGUUUGUACAACUA